UGAUGUUAUGAUAGCCAAAAUAUAAGUUUUAUGUAUUUAAUUUCAUGCCAAAUAAAAUCAUGGUGAACAUGUGUAGAACUUGCCUCGAAACUCCAGCUGAUAAGCUUAUUUCGGAGCUAGAAAAGGGCUUAAGAGGCAGCAAUAAAAACUGCUUCGAGAUAAUGGCGUUUUGCUUAGAUAUCGAGGUCACCCAAGACUCUAAAUUAACAACAAACUUAUGCAGCAAGUGUUACAGAAAAAUCAUAACGUUUUAUAAGUUCAAAGCCCUGUCUUUGAAAAAUGAUUCAUAUCUGAAGUCUCUGAAUCCAGUUGUACAGUUAAAUGAUCAGAAACUAUCUGUAUAUGUAGAUGAAGACGGUAUUAAACACGAGAAUUUCUUAGAUUCUGAAGAAUUUGGUCCGAGUUUAGUAGACGACUGUAAUGAGGGACUUAAAAUAGAAAUAGAUGUUAAGAAAGAUAACUCACUAGAAGAUUUAGAAGUAAAUGUUAAAAAUGAAGACAUUUUAGAAGGUGAUGAGCCAGAUAAUGAUAAUCAGUUGAAUGAUGAGAUUGAUGAGCCUUUAUGUGUUGUUCAAAAAGAGAAAUCUGCUAGUAUUACGAAUACGAAAGGAAAAGUAAGAAAAAAACGUAGCCGUCCAAGAAGAGUAAAAUCACAAAAAAAGGAAAAUCCCAAUCAAAAGCUGCAAGUAUGUGAGGAGUGCGGCAAAUCUGUGCGCAACAUCAAAGACCACUCACUCCAGCAUCUGCCGCAGGAAGAGCGCCCGAGGGUGCAGUGCAAGGCGUGUCCCAAGACCUUCGCCACAUUUAGCGGCCGAUACAACCAUUACAAGUAUGCACAUUUAGGGCUAAAGCCCAAAUGUGAUAUUUGUAAUAAAGUUGUGAGAUGUCUGAACGUGCACAAGAUGCAAGUGCACAACCCAAACUCACUGCCGUACAGCUGCGUGUCGUGUGAGCGCCGCUUUGUGACGCAGUCCGCGCUCGACGUACACAUGGUCGCGCACACUAAGGACCCCAAAUUUGAGUGUGAUAUAUGCCAGAAGAAGUUCCGCUUGAAGCACCAUGUUUUAAAACAUGUACGGAAGAUCCAUGAAAAUGAAAAGAAUUAUCAGUGUGAUGUGUGUGCAAAGCCUUUUUUCGAGAAAGUAUUACUUCAGAGACAUGUAAAGACGCAUUCUAAGAACCAGCUGUAUAAAUGCAAUGAGUGUGGCCUAGCCCUGAAGACGAAGGAUACGCUGAGGAGUCACCUCUUGAUCCAUCGCAGCAACAAGGACUAUCCGUGUGAACUGUGCAGCAAGCGCUUCCAAAAACUAGACUACUUGAGGGUCCACAUGGUGACCCACACGAAGGAGAAGCGCUUCGAGUGCCGCCACUGCGGUGUGCGCUUCGGCCGCUCGCACCACCGCAGCCGACACGAGUUCACCGCGCAUCAGAAACAGCUAAAAGCCGAAUAAACCAUUAUUAAACUUUAA
This is a messenger RNA of Cydia splendana, 1469 nucleotides long. RefSeq names its product zinc finger protein OZF-like. Gene Ontology annotation, molecular function: zinc ion binding. The record is from RefSeq and is a predicted model, not a curated record. Gene Ontology annotation, cellular component: nucleus. Bases 45 to 1451 code for a protein of 468 amino acids. The transcript is spliced from 7 exons. Lineage: Eukaryota; Metazoa; Arthropoda; Insecta; Lepidoptera; Tortricidae.